ACUCUAUAAUUUUGCCUGUGUUAAUGGUAGUGACACAAAACUUUCUAAGGUUUUGGGUUUUUUAUCCAAUUUGAAAAUUCCAACCUUAGAUUUAAUAACAGGGCUAUGAUACACUGUGUAGAAAAGAAAGUUCCUCUGGGUUCCCUCAGGACAUUUUUUGUACCAUUGACUGCCAUUAUAACAUACACUUUUGAUCCUAUCUAAUUUUUGCAUAAAACAAUGUUGUACGUAUGACAACCUUUUCAAUCGAAGCUUUUGACUUGAGAAAAAAUAAAUAAUCAAUUAUCUAUCAUUUGAUGUCAUUUUCCACUGUAUGGCUGAGGGCUCCAUUCCAUACUGUUUCAUUGAGAUCUUUUUCUGCUGCAUUUCCGACUACUGCUUGGCAAUAAAACACAUAAUUACAACUAAAAUGGUCUGGGUGUGUUGGUAUUGAUGUAAAAGUGUGGUAUGAAUGUGUGUAUUGAGAAUAUUAUUUGUGUGUGUGUGUGUGUGUGUGUGUGUGUGUGUGUGUGUGUGCAGAGAAGAAGACGAAGUGUGUGCACAGGGAAAAAGAGUCUUUUUUUUUUUGCUCACCACAUUUUGCACAUUCCCAUCUCUCUCCCUCUCUUUCUUAUGCCCACAGACCCUCACGGCCCCAGCACACACACGCGCACACACGCACACACACACACACGCACACAGAGAGCCCCAUACAAAAAUACAAAAACAAAAAACAGAACAAAAGAGCGAUCAAUCGAAAUCAAAAGGCUUCAAUCGAAAUCAAAAGGUUAAAGGUCAAAGAAGCACUCAACUACCAAAGCAAAGUCUUUUUUCAUUUUGGUUUUCAGUGCAGCAUGUUUACACAGGUGCUGUUGCUGCAAACCUAUAGAUGCAUGUAGCUUGCUUGGCUGCUCAUUUCUUCAGCAGAAAUGAAGAGACGCAUGUCACUAAAAGAGGCUCUAAGCACUGUCUUGCAGUCCUCUGAGGGCGAGGAGGACACAUCCAGCAUUACCAAUUCAGGGAAUGAGUACUCAUCAGAGGAGACUUUGCCUGCAUUUGAAGAUGGGUCGAGCUCAAGGGAGGAUGAGGAGGAGAUGGAGGACAAGGGCGCUGGUUGGAAUUCAAAAAAUGGCAAGCUGAUCUGGGCUCUAACCCAUAAAGACACUCUGAGGUACGUUAACCCAAAAUUCUGUCCUCAGGGCCCACACAUUACGCUAGGGCAAGGAUUUCCAGCCCAAAAACAUAAUUUGAGCUAUUCAUCACUGAAGAAGUGAUUCAGCUCAUCCUAAAGAAUACAAAUCUGGAGGGGAGACGUACAACAGAAGAUUGGAUGGAUGUAAGCAAGGUGGAGCUAUGGACUUUCAUCGGCUUGCUGAUCCUGGCUGGGCUGUACAGGUCCCGGAAUGAGGCGACACAGAGCCUCUGGGCUGAGAACACAGGAAGACCAAUUUUUCGUGCCACAAUGUCCAGAAAGAGGUUCAUGCAGAUAAGCACAGUCCUCAGGUUUGAUGACCGCCUGUCAAGACCAGCACGUCAAAGGAGGGACAAGCUGGCUGCCAUCAGAGAAUUGUGGGAUAUAUGGAGCACCCGCCUCCCUCUCCUCUUCACUCCAGGAAGGGAUGUAUGUGUUGACGAACAGCUGGUCCCUUUUAAGGGCCGCUGUUCCUUCAAACAGUACAUUCCAAGCAAACCAGCAAAAUAUGGUCUGAAAGUCUGGGUGCUAUGCGAUGUGGAGACCUCAUAUGCCUGGAAAAUGCAGGUAUACACUGGGAGGUCUCCAGGGGCAAUGAGAGAGGUGAACCAGGGGAUGCGGGUCGCCCUUGAGAUGACAGAGGGAUUUGAGGGUCGCACUGUGACAGUGGACAACUUUUUCACUUCUUUUCCACUGGCAGAGGAGCUACACAAGAGGAAGAUGACCGUGGUGGGCACCCUGAGGAAAAAUAAACCGGAGCUCCCCCCACAGCUUCUUCAGACCAGGCUGAGACCAGUGCUGUCCUCCGUGUUUGCAUUCAGUCGCACCCAGACAGUUGUGUCAUACAUUCCAAAGAAGGGAAAGAAUGUGCUCCUGCUCAGCACAAAACAUAGAGAUCCAGCAGUGGAGGAGGGGCCAAAGAGGAAACCGAAGAUCAUAGUGGACUACAAUCACUGCAAAUGUGCAGUCGACAACCUGGAUAAGGUUGUCGGCACAUACAGUUGCAGUCGGCGAUCCUCCAGGUGGCCGCAGACACUCUUCUGCAAUAUCUUGAAUGUCUCAGCUUUUAAUGCUUACAUCCUCUAUACAGAUGUGAAUCCCAGCUGGAAUGAGAGGAAACUUUUCAGACGGCGUCUGUCCACCUGACCAGUAUCUGCAGCUCCUGCUUCACUGGCUCAAUUCCCUCAGUGACACAAAUGCAAAUUGUUAAAUUGUUUAAAUUGUUCGUCUUCA
Messenger RNA from Larimichthys crocea (large yellow croaker), 2404 nucleotides. RefSeq names its product piggyBac transposable element-derived protein 4-like. The transcript is spliced from 2 exons. Lineage: Eukaryota; Metazoa; Chordata; Actinopteri; Sciaenidae. The coding region runs from base 1310 to 2317 and encodes 335 amino acids. The record is from RefSeq and is a predicted model, not a curated record.